UCUUUUUGUCUGCCUGUCUGUCUGAACACUUGCUCCUUACCGCCUCCCUGAGGUGGUUAUAAUAAAUAGACAAGUCAAAACAUGAAGUGUUCCUCAGUGCGCUCACUCCUUCUCCACUGUGCCACUGUCAUCACUCCAGCGCUGAGACUCUGUCUCUAUGCCUCUUACUUUGACAUAUUUUUUAUUUAAGCCUACCAUGAGUGAAAUAUUUUUGCGUUAUAUCAAUGGAGCUUUGACACAAUUCAAUAAAAGUGCAGCCUGCCUUUGUUCGGACAUCUUUUUAAAUAUUAACAAGUUGUCAUGUCAUCUCUGACUGGAAGAGGAGAGAGAUUUCCUGCCUCGGUCAGAGGAACACACUGGAGCUCAGAAGUACAGCAUCAUUGUGAGCCAGUUUGCUUUUCUGCAAGUAUUAACGGGAAAGACUACCAACCCAAGGAGCGUCUUACUCCAGAGGGUGCCGGGGGGACCAGAGGCGACCCACAUCGGAAUAUGUGCCAGAGAGCAGACGCCGUCCCAUCAUACAAGUCCCUCCCUGGAGCUGUAGGAGACCGCAUCAGGAGUACAAUGUCCUUUGGUAGUGGGACUAUAUGUCGAGGCGGUAUGUCGGCGAAUCCUGGCUUUGGGAGGUCUGAAAGGAAAGUUGCGUGUUGUGAGAAGUGCUCGGCGACCCUUGUUGCUCUGAAGAAACAAGCUCUGAGUCUGGCUGUUCACCAUCACUUCUCCUGCAAGGACACUAGUGACCUGUCUGCAUUUCUUCACGACAACCUUCGUGUCCAUAGUCGGUCUACCACUGAGUCCAGGGACAGAGACAGGGAGCAGGGUGAGUGUGGAACCUGCGGCAUUAACCUGAACCAGCUCAAACAAGAGGCCAUCCACUUGGCUCUGAGCAGGGGUCAGUCAUUAGCUAAGCCUCCCUUUGAACCCAGCUUUAGCACUGGUACACUGCUGGGACAAAGUGAGACAAAGCAUGGAGACAGGGCUCCAAGGGAAGCUGUCACGGCUGUGCACCAAUCGCGCAGUCGCACCCACAGUCCUCACAGCCCGAGAAGCCCGAGGACGCCUCAGAGGACCCCUCAAACACUCAGACGGAGGGGGCCCAAGCUCCCCAACCCCGAUAUGGACCGCUGGGUAGAAGAGCAGCAGCAGAUGGUCGCUUCUAAAUCGGUGUCGAGCACUGAUAGGGUCAGCAUCUACCCUCACCAUCAGGCCGCAGAUGCUGCUGCACUGAGCUGUUGUGACGCCGGGAUCGUACAGACUAACUCGAAGAUCCCUCACAUAUCCAGAGUGGUGACUAUCGCCAACACUGCUGCUAUGUCUCUUUUAGCCAGGGCAGCCGAGAAGCUCAACCUGACAUCGAGGAAAAAAGGCCAGGCUUCUGAUCCAGCUCCUGCUCAUCUCUCCACCUGCUUCAGGGAGCUGAUCCAGAAUAACCCACCACCCGUCCCCUCCUGCCUGCUCCAAGCUGCCACUAGAACCAAAGACUCGCCCAAUGUUGGCAAGGUCAAAGUCGUGCUGAGGGUGAGCCCAACGCUGUCAGAGUGCCAACGCCAACCACCUGUUCUCCGGACUGACCCGUCCAAGAAAAGAGUCACUGUAAUGGAACCAAUCAGCCAAAGCAAAUCAUACUCUACAAUGACACUAGACAGGGCUGGAAAGAAUUUUCUGAAGACCUUCAGUUUUGACGCUGCCUAUCCUCAAGAGUCAAGCCAGGCUGAGGUGUGUGCAGGCGUCUUGCCUGACGUCAUCCGCUGUGUGCUCAGCGGCAGCGAUGGAUGCGUUCUGGGUUUGGGUUGUGCCGAUGUGGGCUCCUGGUCCAGCAUGGUGGGAAGUGGUGAGAGCAUCCAGAAGCUCGGGCUGAUUCCAUGUGCCAUCUCCUGGCUGUACAGUGCCAUCGAGCGGCGGAGGGAAAAGACCUGGACCGAUCUGACCGUAUCAGUGUCUGCUAUAGAGCUCUGCUGUGGAGAGGAGGACACACUGAGGGAUCUACUGGGGGAAGUCGUCCCUUCAGCUGGCAGUAUCCAGGACAGCCCAAAAGCCCAUAUUAGGCUCCAAGAGGACCCAGUCUAUGGGAUUCAGCUGCGUAACCACAACCGGGUAAAGGCCCCCACUGCUGAGCGGGCUGGUUCCCUCCUGGACGCAGCCAUUGCAGCACGUCGGCACAAUGACUUCAUUACGUACCUGUCCGACAGCUCCAUAAUGUUCUUUACUCUUCACGUCCAGCCGCCUCGUACAGAAAGCAGCACCAUUGGCAAAGGUUCGCGUGGCCCAACUAAGUUGACCCUGAUUGAUGUGUGUAGCGGUAUUAGGGGUAUGACCAAAAAUAAACCACCAUAUUCAGAACUGGGGCCUGUUGUCGUGUCUCUGCUAAGUGGACAUAAAACCACCCCAAACAAGGGUAGUAAGUUGACUAUGCUCCUUCGAGAGUCCUUGGGCCAUGUGAAUUGCCAUACCACAGUGAUUGCUCAAGUUGCUGAUUCAGUGGCUUACCUUCAAGAGACCUUAUCCACCAUCCAGCUGGCUUCUCGCAUCCGCAGGACACAGAAGAGAACAAAGCAGUCCACCUCAUGUUCUCCAUCUGGAAGGAGUUUGACUAAAGAUUAUGGGAGAGGCCCUCAUUGUUUGUCCCUACGGGCGUUCCACUCCACCGAAGAAGUAGAUGUUGACAUCCCUCGUUUCCGUUUACGUGGUGAACUGGAUGAGCGCUCUAGUAGUGACCAGUCCUGUGACACAGUUAUCCAACUUGACUCGGAUGGCUUGGUCCAGUCCAAAACAACCUCAAGGCUGGCACAACCUGAAUUUGUGCCCAUCAUACCCUCUUUGCAUCCUAACAAGGCUGACAUGGAUGAUCCAGAGUUUACUGCUCUGCUCCAAGAACUUCUGAGAAUUCCUAAGCUGCAGGGAGAGAAGAAGAAUGAGGAAACUGCUCAAGGGAAUACUGAAGUACUGAAAGCAGACAUGAAGGAGCCAGGGAGGGACUGUCUUAAAUGUGAUACAUUUGCUGAACUUCAAGAGCGCUUGGGCUGUAUCGACGGAAGUGAGAUUACAAUGGAUAUGCUCAAGUCUACCUUUAAUGGACUUCCUGUUAACAAUGUACCAGCCAAAUCACAACCCCAGAAAGACACAGGGAAAAAGACAGACAAGGAACCAUCAGAAACACCACAGACAUUGUUGAAUCAGGGUAUAGGAUGCAGUCAGACCUCUGUUGGAGAAAAUCAAACAGAUGGCGCCUUCCCUGGGGACAGUUUUCAGAGAGAGGAUUCGGGUCUGUAUGACUGUGAAGAGUGCAGUGCGACCAGUUCCAGCGAGGAACUGCUGAAUCAAACUCUCGGUCGUAACAAGACCUGUCGCUCUGAGCUGCCCAAAAGUGGAACUCCUAAGUCUGAUAAUAAUCUGUCCUCUCGGGACUUUGAUGUGGAUGCUCGCAGCAUGGCUGUCACAAGCUCCCUUGCACUUCAGCCUACAGUUAAGCAGGAGUGUCCUGAAGCUGCUGAUUGGUUCAAACCAGACAAAAGGACCUCACCAGUUGGCAAGAGCUCCCCCAUAUCUCCGCCCUCCUCCUGCUCCUCUUCACACUCCUUGGCUACCAGUGUUAUACUUGGGGAUGUCUUACCUAAUCGCCCCACAGAGGACAUUAAAGAAAUGAAAGCCACUAUCACGGUAACUGUUCAACAGCCACUCGACCUAAAAGGUCAAGAUGAACUUGUCUUCUCUAUGGUGGAGGAGGUGACCAUCAGUGGAGAACUGAACAGAGGGAGGACAGGUGGAAACAUUAUUUGUAUCAGAGACACUGCCCAGUCACAGGCACAUGUUCAAGGCUCUGCUGGCUCUCAACCGAUCAGGAUAAUCAGCAAUGUCAGUGAAGAAUCUGUAGCUACCUGUUCCUCAAAUACAAAUAAAAGCUCUGUAGUUCAAUCUGUAGCCAAAGAGGCUAGCACUGAAAUGCCCCAGUGUGAAUUCAGAAAGGAAAAGAGGUCCUUACCUUCAUUUAUAAAUCUUAUGCUGAUUAAUACAGAUAUGGAUUGUGAAUUGAAUGGUGCAAAAGAGAAAGAAAGUCCUCUUGACACUGUUACAGGAGUCAAGUCAAAGUCUGAGCUGAGAGGGAAUAAAGUCAAAUGUCCAAAAGAUAGGAAGGCUCUCGAGAAGAGGAGUGGGACUUUUGUUUCUGAGACACAUGCCAAAAAGUAUGAUAAAGUAUGCGAUCCACCUUAUCACCCGGUGGUUUUGGAAGAUUCAGCUUUCUGUGAUGAACCUGCAGAAAACAAAAUGUGUGGAAAGAGGCCGAGAAAUACAGAGAAGAGUCACCCCAGAGACAAGGAACAUGUUUAUUCCACUAACACUGCAAAGGCCUCAGAGGGGGGAGAAGUCUGUUCCAGACGUGUUGGGAAUGCCCCCAAGGGAAUUGGUGUUUCACCUGGUUGCCAGGAAACCACCCCAGCUUCCUUUAAAACAGGUAGCUUGCCUGGAGGCUGGCAAAAUGCCAACCACCAGGACAGCUACUAUGGUGGUUACAUGGCAGACGGCCACAGAGACCCAAGGGGGGUGACAUCAUCCACCUCUUGUAGCCCAGGGGUAACGCUGGAGAGGAGGCAGGGCAGACAGCACUCCCUAGAGAAUCACAGCCUCCAUGUCUCCUCUCCUCGAAAAUAUGGAACAGACUAUAAACAGCAUGCUAGUAGUGCUACCAGAAAGAGCGUUGAAUCUUUGUUUGAGACCUCGAGUCCAAGAAUGAAACAUGAUCAUAUGAGUGCCAGGCUGAGGUCACCCUCUGAGGACAGCAGUAGGCUUUUCAAUGCCAAACUGGAGCAGCUGGCUAUCAGGACUAAUUCCCUUGGUAGAACCCCAAAAAACUUCCCAACUCUGGACAGGGACAGUAGUAACACCUCUGUGAGCUCUAAGGGUAGUUCCAAGGGAAGUGUUGAAUGGUCUUGCAAGGGAGCUUAUAAAGGACAUAAUGGGGGAGAUUGUACCUUACCAAGGGCUAGCAGGAGUCCCAGGAAGAAUCCCCGGCCUGAACAGAGUUGUCACUUCUUUGCUUCUGAAGACUCUUUAACUCAAUCUGCUAGGCAUACCCAUUCCAAGCUGUCUGCUGUAGGGAAACUUAAGAUGGCUAGCCCCAAAGUCCGUCGACUCUCUGCCCCCAGCAUCAAGAACCUUAGUCUCCCCCACAAAGGUCUGAGGCAGUCCAUCAACCGGAGUGCCAGUCUUUCACCAGACUGUAAAACUGUUAGCUUUGAGCGGACAUCUUCCUUUCUCUCCUCUUCCCCUCCACGCUCUUUUCACUCCAUUAGUCGGACUCCGAGCCAGAGCUCCACAUGCUCAUCCACAAAAUCUGUCAUUCAAGGGUUUGUCAACGGAAGGAUCUCAGAUCUCCUUAAGGAAAGGGCCUCCAGCCCCACUUCAGCAGGACUAGACCAAAUAACUACCAUUCCCUCGCCAUACAGUCAGGUGACUGCUCCCCGCACGCCUGAUCACCUAAGUGGGCAUGCAAGUGACACCACAAGUGUGUUGAGUGGAGAUUUGCCACCAGCUAUGGGGAAGACAUCCUUGAAUUUUUCUAACAGGAGCAGUACGGUUAGCAGUGGAUAUGACAGCAUGAUGAGGGACAGUGAAGCCACAGGCAGCAGCAUCUCAACCAGAGAUUCUGUCAGCGACAGGAGCGGGUCUCUCCUCAGUGUGGCUCGCAGCAGCCGAUCAUCUCGGAGGAGAGGCAACACAGGUACUCACCAGCGUCGUGUUUCCCAUGACACACCUCUGUCCCUAAGACGUUCGGCUAGUGGUCUGCGGUCUCGUUGGGUCGGGGAUCGGGGAAUCCCAGAGUCCUACGAGAUCAAGGUCUAUGAGAUCGACAAUGUGCAGAGGAUGCAGAAAAGAGCAGGUGCUGGCAAACAGGGGUCGGCAUGCUUCAACGCCAAACUGAAGUUUUUGGAGCACCGUCAGCAAAGGAUCUCAGCGGUCCGGGCCAAAUACAACAACCUGAGGAGAGAGCUAGAGCAAGCCAAACACAACCUCAUGCUGGAGCCCGCCAAGUGGAACCAAGAGUUAUCCCUUUGCUGUCCUUCUCCAGUCGACCUCUGGCAGACCUUCGAGGUGGACUCCCUAGAGCAUCUGGAGGCCCUUGAAGUGGUGACGGCUCGGCUAGAGGACAGGGUCAACGUCUGCAAGGCCAACGUCAUGAUGGUCACCUGCUUCGACACCAGCACCAGGAAACGGCACAAGAAGCGACGGAGACGAGCGCCAGAGCAGAGAGCCCUGAAGGCAAUCUGAAUCCUCUUUUCCUCCUGUGUUUUAUCUAGUAGCACUGACAUUUUUGGAUGAUAUAAUCAAAAUGUGUACACCUGAAACACACUUUAAUGCACAAUUUAUGUUCUCAGCACACACUACGUUACCUCUGGUCCCUUUGGAUUAACCAGGGAACUCAGAUUAGAGUCACGUACAAAGGGCUGAUACUCACUACAGUUUCUAACCUUUCUUUCAAACAUUUUGAAGAUCCAAAAAAAUGUCAUGACCUUAAAAAGGACUUGCAAGUAUCAACUCAGCUCAGUGUAGCAUUUAAUGCCAACAGGUCAUUUUAGUGUAGUUAAUGGACAAAUAUUGUAAUCUUUCAUCUCCUGGCAGAGAAUCUGAGUAUUCAGGUCAGAAAACUUUGCUUUAAGGUGACAAAAAACACACAACAAAAGAAAGGCUCCCUUUGGAUUUAAUAUAGACAGUACACUUGAUAUUAGAUAGAACUGUAUAGAAAGUUAACAUUUUUGCAGGGUUACUCACUGAACACUUUUAUCAGUUUGUUUAAGGCCAUUACUGGACGAUUUGACACAUACCUCAUACCUCUUUUUACACAUGACUGUUAAAGCAAAAGUAGCUGUAUUAUUUGAAAAAAAAUUUCACCACACACACUUUACUGUGAUCUUUCAUUUUUUAAAGCUUCUUAUAUGUUGAACUUCUGAUUUGAUGAUCAAAUGUGAUUGCAAAACUUAAAGCGGUCUCAGACCCAUUAACUAUCUUGAAAAUGUUAUUUUCUGAAAAGAGUGUUCAAAAGCAAAUAUGCCAUUUUGUAUAUAGAUUUUGGUGCUGAAUACAAUUCUGAAAAUUAAUUUGUGUGUUUCAAAUCUUUUGAAACUAAUGUAAAAAUGCUAAUAAUUAGAAGGAUGCUGGGUUGAGGUGUUUUUUUUAGGGAUCAAAGCUGUCAGUAAGCUGUGGAAAAAGUGACUGAGCUGUCUGAGAAGGACGGGUGCCCAGUGAUCAAUAAACUGGCUGUUAGAACACAUUAGUAAAUGUUUGGCGGCAGAAUAAAAAUGUGGAUUCUACUCUCAGUGUAAUGGAGGAGUAAUUACAUUAAAGGAAUAACGUCAUCAUGUCUGUAGAACCUCAUGGCUCUGAAGCCAUUGAGCCAAUAAGAGAGGAUGGAGUGAUGCAUACUAAUCAAUGCUAGAUUUUUUUUUAUACCUGGAUCGAUGCAUUUAAAUGUACAGGACACACACACACACACACACACACACACACACACACACACACACACACACUGGAAGUCUGUUUUGUGAAUCCUAUUAGUCAGCAUGUUGUAUGUCACUGUUAAUAAAUGAC
Messenger RNA from Larimichthys crocea (large yellow croaker), 7581 nucleotides. RefSeq names its product kinesin family member 26Bb (gene kif26bb). Gene Ontology annotation, molecular function: microtubule motor activity; ATP binding; microtubule binding. The transcript is spliced from 15 exons. Bases 301 to 6264 code for a protein of 1987 amino acids. The record is from RefSeq and is a predicted model, not a curated record. Gene Ontology annotation, biological process: microtubule-based movement. Lineage: Eukaryota; Metazoa; Chordata; Actinopteri; Sciaenidae.